AUGUACGCUGAUGCCACUUGCAAUGCUCUCCCCCCCAUGCCUCUCCACCGAUUGGAGUGCCCCGCGCCUCCCCUAUCCCCCUGCCCUUGUCUGCCCUGUAGGGAUGUCACCGAAAACUUAACCGUCUUCCGCUCUGCACUGUUCCCCACCGAGUGGAUGGCGCUCACAAGGCUGGAGACGUUGCGGGCCGGUCUGAAUGGCUUCACUGGCUCUAUCCCCUCCACCAUCUCCGCCCUCACCGCCCUCACCAUCUUGUACGCCUCCCCUUCCCAUCAUCUAUCAUCUUCCUUACUCUCUCCCCUUCCCAUCCUCUCUCCCCUUUUUUUCCUCUCUCCCCUUUUUUUCCUCUCUCCCCUUCCCAUCCUCUCAAUCCUUCCUUCCUCUCAAUCCUUCUCAUCCGCUCUACUACCCUUCCCAUCCUCUCUCCCCUUUUUGUCCUCUCUCCCCUUCCCAUCCUCUCAAUCCUUCCUUCCUCUCAAUCCUUCCUAUCCGCUCUACCCUUCCCAUCCUCUCUCCCCUUCCCAUCCUCUCUCCCCUUACAUCUUCUCUCCCCUUCCUUCCUCUCCUUCCCCGGAGCUCUACGGGAACAACAUCUCAGGAAGCAGUCCUGCUGGCAUCAGCAAACUGCCAAAACUGGAUUACCUGAAGCAUUCACGCCCGUACCUCACUGUGAAUGCCUCCACAUAUCCCCCACAUCCCCUUCCCUCCACAUCCCCUCCCCUCCACAUCCCCUCUCAACCACAUCCCCUCACCUUCACAACCCCUCACCUUCAUAUUCCCUCCCCUCCACAUCCCCUCGCCUCCACAUCCCCUCUCCACCACAUCCCCCCACCUCCACAUCCCCUCCCCACCACUCCCCUUGCCUCCACAUCCUCUCGCCUCCACAUCCCCUCGCCUCCACGUCCCCUCGCCUCUGCCUGCCCUCAUUGCGUGCAGAGACCUCUCCUGGAAUCAACUCACCUCCAUGCCUUCUGCCAUCAUUGCUGA
Messenger RNA from Closterium sp. NIES-65, 987 nucleotides. The record is from the annotation of a GenBank genome assembly. NCBI's taxonomy places the organism in Eukaryota, Viridiplantae, Streptophyta, Zygnematophyceae, Desmidiales, Closteriaceae.